Messenger RNA from Cucumis sativus (cucumber), 940 nucleotides. RefSeq names its product mediator of RNA polymerase II transcription subunit 30. The record is from RefSeq and is a predicted model, not a curated record. Gene Ontology annotation, cellular component: mediator complex. Lineage: Eukaryota; Viridiplantae; Streptophyta; Magnoliopsida; Cucurbitales; Cucurbitaceae. The coding region runs from base 128 to 724 and encodes 198 amino acids. The transcript is spliced from 3 exons.
AUUACUAAUGAGAGAGUUAGGGUUUCGUGAACAUCACAAACUCAAGUGUAAUUGAAAGUUGGAAUUGGGAAUUUUGAAGAUUCAGAACUCUCUCUCUUUACAAAUUCGGUGCAUUUUCGAAUACAUUAUGGAAGAGAAAUCGACUAAUGUUUUGGCUCUUCCCCAGACAACUCAAGAGCUUGCAAUGGAGGGCAUCAAGCAUCUUGAAGAAACCAUAGAAUCCGCUUUCCAGAUUCUCUACUCCAUGAAUGACGAGCUCUGUAAUCCCACAUUAUGGUCCACCACUUCUUCAACGGCAACCACGGCUACUUCUGGUUUAACAAUUGCCAGCCCAAGUGGUCCAUCUUCGCAUUCUGCUAAUGGAGUUGUAAAUGGUGAUGCUAGUUCCGAAAGCACUAGCCAUCACACCGAUUCCAGCGGCGGCGGAGGCAGUGGUAGUGGGGGAGCCCUUGAGGAGGCACGAGUUCGCUACAAGAACUCAGUUCUUGCACUUCGUGCUAUUCUUGCUGCAAUCCCCAAUUCUCAGAAGGCAAAAGCAUACGAAUCGGGUACGAGUGGUCAUGCAUCGCCUGCAGACCAAUCUGAAAUUGAUAAGUUGGAACAACACCUCUCUAAUCUCAGAAAGGAACUUGUGGUUAAAAAUUUGCACAUCAAGCUUCUGAUAGAUCAACUACGAGAUCUUGUUGCUGAUGUAUCUACAUGGCAAAGUCCUUGUUCUGUGUGAAAAAACGUGCUAGCUUUGACUUUAGAGUCUCCUCGCUAAUUGAGCUGUUGAAGUUUAUAAUUGCGAUGUUCUGUUUCUUGAAAAGAUGAGUUAUUAGAACGUUUCUUUGCAUCUCUUCAUUGAAAGUGGUGGCUAUACAAAUUUGCCAUUGCCUAUAAAUUGUCAAUAUAGAGUAAGGCUCUGAUAAAUCAAGUGCCAGAGGAAUUAAAGGUUCAA